CCGCCCGGGCCCGCGCCGCCCGCGCCCCGCCGUCGCCAUCAUGAUCUGCCUGAUGCUGACCAUCUUCGCCAACCUCUUCCCGGCGGCCUACACCGGCGUGCACGAGCGCACCUUCCUGGCGGUGAAGCCCGACGGCGUGCAGCGGCGGCUCGUGGGCGAGAUCGUGCGGCGCUUCGAGAGGAAGGGCUUCAAGCUGGUGGCGCUGAAGCUGGUGCAGGCUUCGGAGGAGCUGCUGCGGGAACACUAUGCCGAGCUGCGCGAGCGCCCCUUCUUCGGGCGCCUGGUCAAGUACAUGGGCUCCGGGCCGGUGGUGGCCAUGGUGUGGCAGGGUCUGGACGUUGUGCGCGCUUCCCGAGCGCUCAUCGGAGCCACGAAUCCGGCCGACGCCGCGCCCGGCACCAUCCGCGGCGAUUUCUGCAUCGAGGUCGGCAAGAAUGUGAUUCACGGGAGCGACUCGGUGGAGAGCGCCCGCCGCGAGAUCGCACUCUGGUUCCGCACAGACGAGCUCCUGUGCUGGGAGGAUAGCGCGGGGCAUUGGCUAUACGAGUAGCCGGGCCUCGGGCAGGUGUGCCCCUCCGAAGCGGGCUGCGGCUGACCCCGCCCCCUCCAGGCCCCACCCCGGAGCUCAGAGCGCCUGUCCUGUGGUAGCCCCGCAGCAGCCUUCCGGAGGGCAGGUGGGUGCCCGCCUGCCGAGCUCUGGUUGCCUUCCUGCCCUGGAUGGGGUUUUCAGGCGCCUCGGCCCAGCCCGCUCCUGUUUACAGCUUGCCUGGAAACGCAGCAGGGCGCAGCUCUGGUACUUGGCUUGCCGGGCAUUUGUUUUUAUAAUAAACGGAAGAAAACUUU
Molecule: messenger RNA, 843 nt
Organism: Dama dama (fallow deer)
Lineage: Eukaryota; Metazoa; Chordata; Mammalia; Artiodactyla; Cervidae
Gene: NME3
Product: NME/NM23 nucleoside diphosphate kinase 3
Exons: 5
Coding region: 41-550 (169 amino acids)
Biological process (GO): GTP biosynthetic process; UTP biosynthetic process; CTP biosynthetic process
Molecular function (GO): nucleoside diphosphate kinase activity
Source: RefSeq, a predicted model, not a curated record